AUGCGAUCCAACCUUUUCUGUCGAAAACUGCACAAAAACUUCGUGUCCUCAACCACAAACAUCAUGGAUCCCGAACAGAACGGCUUGAACGGGGCCCAUUCGGCCGCCGACAAGACUACCGACGCCGUGCCCGCCGUGCCCGCCGAGACCCACGCCAACCAUGAUUCCCCCGAUACUCAAGUCGCUUCAACACUGGAGACAAAUGGACGCGACUCUCCAGGCGCCUCUUCCAAACGCCAGGGAGACGACAUCGAGACUCCUCCGGCUAAGAGAGAAAAGAUCCCGUCGCUUAAGCUGCGCCUGAGCCUGAGCAGCCAGGACUCCACGCCGCCAUCAAAGAAGUCGACCAAGAAGGACUCCAGCAAGGACAACUCCAAGAAGGACACCAAGAAGGACACCAAGAAGGAUACAAAGGCAACGCCAAAGAAGGCCACUCCUAAGAAGGCUACUACCAAGAAGGACACAUCCAAGAAGGACACACCCAAGAAGGACACACCCAAGAAGGACACACCCAAGAAGGACACACCCAAGAAGGACACACCCAAGAAGGACACACCCAAGAAGACUGCUGUCAAAUCAGAACCCAACACGGCCGAAAGCACUCCUGCUCCUUCCACUCCCACAAAGACUACCAACGGCAAAAAGGCCGUGCCGUGUCCCCCAAAGUUCCAGAUCUUGCUGUCGGACUACCCCGAGUAUGUCAUCUGGGGCCGUCUUCAGAUCCGCGAGUUUCUCAUUCGAUUCAACGACAUCAUAUCCAUUGGAUCCAGACACGGUCCCUCACUGAACGAUCUCACUGGACCCUGGAACGAGUUCAUGUAUAAACACAUCAUUACCGCGCUUCUGUCAGUACUGACUAAGGACUACGCGGUUCAUGCCAAGCUGCCGCCCAGCAGCAACAAUGCAUACAACCAUCCUGGGCCGCCCAUGGACAAGGAGGUUCACACGGACCUGGUGAAACAGAUCGAGCGAAUACCCGCAGAGUCCGAACGGCUGUGGCUCAUGCUGUCCGACUACAUUGAGAUCGCCAAUGAGAAGCUCGGCAAUAUUGAUCCUGUAGUUGGCAAGACCAUGCUUAAGGAUAAUGUUGAAGAAGAGGAAGUGGAGGAAGAGGGGGGAACAAAACUGACUAGCCGUGAGGUCCAAAAACUCGGAGACCUGUCUACCGAGCUGGACUACGAAAAGCGGUCCAUCGACCUAGUGGGGCGACUAAUUACUCUGGUCGCUUCUACUGAGCAGGUACGAAACGCCCUCGCUCGAGACAAUGACCAGCGUGAGGCAUCAUAUGCAGAAACCGUCAAGAACCUCAACGUUCAGUGGUAUAAGAAGCGAGAGGAGCUGAAACAGAGCCGGCCCAACGGAGCAGGAAAGGGACGAGCAGCACUAUACGAGUGGCAAGACGUUCAUGCUGUUGCUAAGAAUGCUUGGAUUGAAAGCGUUGAGCAGGCCAAAUAUGCCGUCAUCAUGAGCAACAGACAUAGACGACACCGCAUGCUGCCCGUGGGCAAAGACCACCUUGGAAACACUUACUGGGUGUGCCAAGAGCGACUCACCGGAGUUCGGGAUCUUUCCAGUUUCAUAAUUAUUGAGAAGGCCGAGGGUUCCGAGUACCCUGUUCCCAUGCAAGAGCUGAUAGCAUACAACGAGGCUCACCCUCCCAAGCCGAAAAAGAAGAAGCCUAUCAAGAAGGCUGCUCAGCAACCUACCAAGGAGGAGGGGAAUGAAGGAGACGAGGAGACUCCUGCUACUGAGGAGGUGGUUGCGGAGGAAGAAGAGGAAGAAGAGGACGAGGCUCCUCCAUUGCUUCCAGAUCCCAACCACGAGUUCUACCACUUCAGUCUAAACACAUCUCGGCCUCUUCUAGGCGCCAACCAAAACACUACCUUAUAUAUGGUUACGUGCAAGGAGGACGGCGAGCUUUUGGCAAAGUGGCUGCCAUACCAUAUGGGCGAGAAGGAUCCCACCAAGCCUCCCAAUGAGCGUGACAAGUUCAUCCAGCGAAUCAAGCAGGUGAGCGAGAUCAUGCUUCCUCGAGAGCUGAUUGCCACAUAA
Molecule: messenger RNA, 2052 nt
Organism: Yarrowia lipolytica CLIB122
Lineage: Eukaryota; Fungi; Ascomycota; Dipodascomycetes; Dipodascales
Source: RefSeq, a predicted model, not a curated record